This is a messenger RNA of Theobroma umbraticum, 3646 nucleotides long. The record is from RefSeq and is a predicted model, not a curated record. Lineage: Eukaryota; Viridiplantae; Streptophyta; Magnoliopsida; Malvales; Malvaceae.
AUAUAAACAUCGCCCACCCGCCGGUGGCCAUUGCCUUCAAACUGUUCUUCUCUUCCUGGUCUGGCCUUUUAGUCUCUUCUCCCAAUCUUGUUUUACUUACUAGUUUGAGAUAGUUAGUAUUCGUUUUUGUGAGUUGGCAUCCAUGGCUUGUCUAAAUAACAUUUGCAAAGAGGUUGGUGAUUUUUUCUUUCUUCUUUUGGUCAUCCCGCAUCAGCAAGCUGCUAGAUCAUGAUAGAAGCGGAUGACCCUUGGCGGAAGGCCUUUUCAUGAGGGGGUUUCUGCUAAUAUUUUAUCUAUAUGAAAUGGGGUCCUCUAUUUUAGUACCAUUUCUGUUGAUGUUAUUUCUUCCCGCAAGCUAGCGAACCUCACACCAUAUAUAUAUCACACAAGAAUAGCAUAAAGCUGUGCUGCGUGCCAUGAGAUAUUUGCUAUGCCUUGGGAUUUGCUUUCGCCUUUUCACCUUUCCUAUAUUCUCGUAUAAUCUGCGUUUCUAGGGUCGGAGACAACAAAUGAAAGAAAACAAAAGGAUCAAAAGAUUUUUCUUUCGUUCUUUCUUUUUUCUGUAUACUACUACUAUGUGAUAACCAUAUGUUAUUUAUAUAUUUAAUAGGUAGAUAUAACUUGUUUAUUCGUGCAAGAAAGGGUAUAAUUUAACAGAUAUAUAUAGGAUAUGAAACGCAGAGUCCACUAAAUCAAAACAGUGUCAAUUUUGUACUAAAAUGAGAUGUUCUGGCUUGAAGCCGGUGGUUUGCGUAUCUUCUUCUUGUUUCAUUUUAACUAGUAACGAUUCGAUACAUAUGGUGGCAUUGGAUUUCCACUAGUUAAUUAGUAUUAGGAUUUGUUUGUCCUGGACGAAGAAGGAAAUUUCUAUUUUCCCUCUUUUUAGAACAAAAUUUUGGAGUAUAGUCAGAGAAAGUUUAUAAUUUGAAGCACCCUAUAUAUGGAUGAUUAUAGAAAAUAGAUUAUACACUUGAUCAAAAUAAGCUUUCAACAAGAAGAUUUUAAAUAUUUCUACGGUUGUGAUUUAUUAAAGUGCUUAACUAACUAGUUGAGAAAAUAGAUGCUCGUGUAUAUGUUAGGCACUAUUCAGUAUCUCCAUGUUAUCGUGGAACUGUUUACGGUCAUACAAAAUAGUUUUUCUUGAAUACUGCGACUUUUGUCUUAGGCUGCUAGACUGUGUUGCAUCUACAUCGCAAGGAAUUAAUUGGUUCCAGGUCCAGCAAAGAAUAAAAGAAAAGUCCUCUUGGAUCAGAAUUUUAACACCAUUAUUUUUAAUUUACGAACUAGAUCUCUAAACACAGGGAAUCAAGCUCAUUAAUUAAUUCUUAGUUCAAUAAAGAAUUGUCGGACAUUAUUAUUCUACGUCUAGCAUCUUCUUUCAAUUUUCUUUUUUAUUAUUAUUAUCCUUAAAAUUACAGAUAAUGAAGCUGUUAUACGUUUAAAUUAUCAGGUGAGCAUGAGAGAAGAGAUGAUAAAGGACAGAGAGUCAUAUACCUUAGAUGGAGCUGUGGAUCGACAUGUGUCCUGAUCGAUCGGACUGGUGCAUAUCCAACAUACGGAACUUGACUUGAGCAUUCUACUUCUAGUUAAUCAAGGGCUGGCAACAUUGGCAUUCUUUGGAGUUGGGGUCAACCUGGUGUUAUUCUUAACGAGGGUGCUGGGCCAGGACAACGCGGAAGCUGCAAACAACGUCAGCAAAUGGACUGGGACGGUCUACAUUUUCUCUUUGCUUGGUGCCUUUCUUAGUGACUCUUACUGGGGAAGGUACAAGACUUGUGCCAUAUUCCAGGCUGUCUUUGUUGUUGGUUUGGCGUUGUUAUCGGUUUCAACCUCUGUAUUCUUACUCAAGCCUAGCGGCUGUGGUGAUGAAGACACUCCAUGCGGAUCUCACUCCGCUUUCCAGAUCGUGUUCUUCUACUUUGCCAUAUACCUCGUAGCCCUUGGGAACGGAGGUUACCAGCCUAACAUCGCCACUUUUGGGGCUGAUCAGUUUGAUGAGGAAGACCCCAAAGAAGGGCACUCAAAAAUAGCCUUCUUCAGCUACUUUUACUGCUUGAACCUUGGAUCACUCUUUUCAAACACCAUAUUGGGCUAUUUUGAGGAUCAGGGCAUGUGGGUACUUGGAUUUUGGGCAUCCGCUGCCUCUGCCUUUGUGGCGUUAGUCCUGUUUCUGAUCGGGACACCCAGGUAUAGACACUUCAAACCUACGGGCAACCCUCUCUCAAGGUUUUGCCAAGUAUUGGUUGCUGCAACAAGAAAAUGGAAGGUUCAGAUGACCGGAGGAGAGAAUUUGUUUGAAGUGGAAAAAAAUGAAUCUGCCACGAAUGGGGCUAGAAAGAUACUCCACACAGAAGGCUUCAGGUUUUUGGAUAGAGCAGCAAUUAUGACACCCAGGGAUUAUGCUGAUGGGCAAGAGAAAAAUAUCGAUGGUCGCAAUCCAUGGUCACUCUGCACGGUAACACCAGUUGAAGAAGUCAAAUGCAUACUGAGACUCCUCCCAAUAUGGCUAUGCACCAUACUCUACUCUGUGGUUUUCACUCAAAUGGCAUCACUCUUUGUAGAACAAGGAGCUGCCAUGAAAACUACAAUUUCAAACUUCCACAUCCCAGCGGCGAGCAUGUCUAGUUUUGACAUACUCAGUGUGGCAACAUUCAUUUUCAUUUACAGGCGAGUUCUUGACCCUAUUGUUGCAAGAAUAAAGACAAAACCAAAAGGCCUCACCCUCCAGAGGAUGGGGAUUGGCCUUGUUAUAGCUAUACUGGCAAUGGUCUCAGCUGGAAUUGUAGAGCUUUUCAGAUUAAAGCACGCAAACAAAGAUUGCCCGAGCUGUGAAAAUGCCAGCUCUUUGAGCAUAUUCUGGCAAGUUCCUCAGUAUAUGCUUAUAGGAGCAUCUGAGGUCUUCAUGUAUGUUGGUCAAUUAGAGUUCUUUAACGGGCAGGCACCAGAUGGGUUAAAGAGCUUUGGAAGUGCACUUUGCAUGACAUCCAUAUCACUGGGGAAUUACGUGAGUAGCUUGCUAGUGACAAUUGUUAUGAAAAUAUCUACAAGAGAUGAAAUGCCUGGAUGGAUCCCAGGAAACCUCAACAGAGGCCAUCUAGACAGAUUUUAUUUCCUGUUAGCAGCUUUGACAACAGCUGAUCUAGUGGUGUACAUAAUUUGCGCCAAGUGGUAUAAAUAUAUUAAGUUCGAAGAAAGGAGUGGAGAAGAUAAUAGCAAUGAUAGGCAGGCAGCAGCAGAGCUUAAAGUUUAAGGAGUAUGUUUGGUCAAUGGUGUCAUGGUGUUUGCUUGCGCUGGACUGUUUUGAAGAUCAAUGCCAUGUUAAUUGUGUUGUGAUAUAAAUAAAGCACAAGAAAAGGACUGUGGAUUGUGGAAGAAAAGAAGUCGUUCGGCUUCUGCGAUGAAACUGGAGAAAUUAAUGGCCUUUUUCAUUUCUCUAUGUCGAGCAUUGAGCAUUAUUAUUAUAAUUAUAAAAGACAAGAGUUCAUGAGUGGCAACCUGCAGCAGCAGAUAUAGAUAUGUUCACAUUCAUAUUCUACUUUUUAUUUCCUUUUCCUGGCCUGUGGCCGCUAGCUUAAUGUAUUCAUAAUUGUACCCUAUGCUAUUCAUCUAUAACUAGUACAUUUUUUGCUGCAAAUUGUAGUCGUAA